AUGCCUUCCAAUAUCGACGAUCUUGAGCUUGACGAGCCUCCAUCCGUCGAACCCUACGAGGUCCUCGGUGUCGAAAAGACAGCAACCCCCGACCAAAUCAAGACGGCCUACAGAAAAGCCGCCCUCAAAUGGCAUCCUGACAAAGUAAACCCCUCGGAAAAAGACAUCGCACACACCAAAUUCCAAGAAAUCGCCCUCGCCUACGCAGUCCUCAGUGACCAACGCCGCCGCACCCGCUACGACAACACAGGCCGCACAGACGACUCCCUCGACCUCGACGACGAAAUCUUCAACUGGAGUGACUUUUACCGCGCUCAGUUCGCCAAUGCCGUCACCGAAGACACCAUAACCACCUUUACCACCGACUACAAAGGCAGUGACGAGGAAAAAGACGCUUUACUCUCCGCAUACACCAAGUACAAGGGCGAUAUGAACAAAGUCUAUCAACAAAUCAUCGUGUCAAAUCCUGCUAUUGAUGAAGAUCGCUUCCGUGGCAUUAUCGGGGAAGCGAUUGAAAUGGGCAAAGUGGAGGCAUAUGACAAGUUUACAAAAGAGUCGCAAAAGAGCAUUAAUCGGAGGAUUGAAAAGGCGAGGGAAGAGGAAGAGGAAGCAGAGGAACAUGGGCAAAUUACUGCUCAAAAGACAAAAGCAAAGAACAAGUCCAAAUCAGGAGAAGGGGAUUUGUCCUCUUUGGCUGCCAUGAUUCAACAGCGGAAUAAAGGCAAAAGUGAAGAUUUCUUGGAUAAUCUGGCGCAAAAGUAUGGGGCAAAGACAAAGGGCAAGGGAAAGAAGAGGGUGCAAGAGCCAGAAGAGCCGCCGGAGGAAGCAUUCGAAAGGACGGCGAAGAGAAAGAGUAAGAAAUCCAAGGCUUAG
Messenger RNA from Aureobasidium subglaciale EXF-2481, 873 nucleotides. RefSeq lists its product as uncharacterized. The coding region runs from base 1 to 873 and encodes 290 amino acids. Lineage: Eukaryota; Fungi; Ascomycota; Dothideomycetes; Dothideales; Saccotheciaceae. Gene Ontology annotation, molecular function: heat shock protein binding. The transcript has 2 exons. The record is from RefSeq and is a predicted model, not a curated record. Gene Ontology annotation, cellular component: cytoplasm; nucleus.